This is a messenger RNA of Theileria annulata, 549 nucleotides long. RefSeq lists its product as uncharacterized. The coding region runs from base 1 to 549 and encodes 182 amino acids. The record is from RefSeq and is a predicted model, not a curated record. Lineage: Eukaryota; Apicomplexa; Aconoidasida; Piroplasmida; Theileriidae. The transcript has 3 exons. Gene Ontology annotation, biological process: regulation of cell adhesion; protein ubiquitination. Gene Ontology annotation, molecular function: ubiquitin protein ligase activity.
AUGUUGGAUUAUAGACCUGAAGUUUUUACUACUAAUGAAUUUAGAUUAACUGGGAGCCUUUUUUGUAAUUGCGGGGUUCCAUUCACCAACAGAUAUAGAAAUGUGCCUUGUUAUCAUGUUUUUUGUCAAAAAUGUAUAAAUAAUUUGGAAUCUCAAAACAAGUGUAAAAUGUGUGAUUCUAUUGUAGAAAAGGUUGAGGAACUACACCCAAAUGAAGAUUUAUUCCUAUGCACAGUUCAAAGGUGUAACCAGGCAUUCCUUAAUUUUCCCAGCCUUAAGGCUCACGCUAAAUUAUCGCACUCGGUUUCAGUCGACUCUGUUGACGAUUUUUACGAAAAGUUUGGAGAUGUAGAGUAUUCAAUACCAAAAACACAGUUAAUAACUAAAGAUAAACAAGGAUUUAAGAUAGUAACCAGGAAGAACGUGGAAUCUUCAGAUUCACCUACAAGGUGUGGGAAUCGAGAUUCCAUUGCGAAGAAAGCAGAAAAAUCACCAAAAAGGAAUAAUAAAUCAAAUUUGAAAGAAGAUGAUUUCGAAUCAUUAAUGUAA